This is a messenger RNA of Neltuma alba, 1909 nucleotides long. RefSeq names its product adenylate kinase isoenzyme 6 homolog. Gene Ontology annotation, cellular component: cytoplasm; nucleus. Gene Ontology annotation, molecular function: AMP kinase activity; ATP binding; ATP hydrolysis activity. Lineage: Eukaryota; Viridiplantae; Streptophyta; Magnoliopsida; Fabales; Fabaceae. The coding region runs from base 178 to 711 and encodes 177 amino acids. The transcript is spliced from 5 exons. The record is from RefSeq and is a predicted model, not a curated record.
CAUUCUCUUCACUUUCUCCGUUUCACGCUCCCUCUUCUACUCUUAACUAUCUCAAUCUUCCGCCGCCUGCUCUGAACCCUAACUCCACCGCCACCGUGCCCUUCUCUCUGCUCCGCUCGACUCAUCCUUCUCCAUCUUCAGUCUUGCUCCCUGGUUCUUCGUGUCCCGGUUAUAGACAUGGUUGAACAGGGCAGCCAGAGGAAGAGGCCAAACAUACUGGUGACUGGUACGCCAGGCACAGGAAAGACGACAAUGUCCUCUGCUCUAGCAGAAGCUAUCCAACUUCGCCACAUCAAUAUUGGAGAAUUGGUCAAAGAGAAGAACUUGCAUGAUGGAUGGGAUGAUGAGCUUGAUUGUUAUGUCGUUAAUGAAGACUUGGUCUGCGAUGAGCUUGAAGACAUUAUGGAAGGAGGCGGGAACGUUGUGGACUACCAUGGUUGUGAUUUCUUUCCUGAGCGAUGGUUUGAUAUUGUGGUGGUACUUCAAACCGAUAACACUGUGUUGUAUGACCGAUUGAGCAAGAGGGGAUACACUGAGUCGAAGCUCUCCAACAAUAUUGAGUGCGAAAUCUUUCAAGUUCUGCUUGAGGAAGCUAAAGAAAGUUACCCAGAGGACAGAGUUAUUGCAUUAAGGAGUGAUACUGUUGAAGACAUAAAUAGAAAUAUUGCAACUUUAACAGAGUGGGUGACAAACUGGCAUCCCCGAUCUUAGUCGCAGCAAACUCAAUACAGCAAAAGCAGGACCCUGUACAUAUUGUUUAUUUGUUUUGCUGUGUCUUCUUCUUUGUACUGUUUUCCUUUUGAGUUUUUGUUUUGUAUUGGAACUGGCCUUCUGCCUGCUGUUUUCCUAAGUUGAAUUGCUAGCAUGCAGUUAUCUUUAAAGUUGUAUCUAUGCUAAGUUCCAAUAAUACAAGAUGGUAUGAACAUGGGAACUUCCUCAGAAUCCAGCUUUCGUUCUGGUUUGGGCUGCGUUCCAUAUACUGCACGAUUGUAAGAAAAACUGUUUUAGCUGCGAGUGUGAUGUUGAUUUUUUCCCCGCAUUGGGUUACAGCAAAAAUGAGAUCGCUGCGUUAGACAAGGCACUAUGAUAUGUGCCACAUUGCUCAUCAAUCUGGUUGAGGCCGACACGGAUAUAAUCCUCAAACUCAACACUUUGAAGCCAAAUCUCGAAGGCCUGUUUACUAAUAAAUCCUCAUUCCAAUCCAAAGCGAACAAGUUAUAUGCCUUCCAUAAAAAGGAAAUAUUGCUAACAAUACGCUCCAAAAGAUAAAGAGAAGGGAAAACUCCAUGCAAAAUCACACCUUUUUGGUGGUAGAGAAGAGAGAACAUUAUUUCACUCUUGCGCAGCCUCUCCAUGAUGAAAAUGUAACUUUAUUUGUAGCGAAGAGGCUAGCCUUUAAAAUGGCCUGGCACGCAAAAUAUAUAACUGGAGCACAUCGCUAAGGAUGACCUAUGAUCGUGCAGACAGACUUCGGGAAUUACGGUGAAGCAUCUUCAAUUUUGCAUGCCAAUGCGACCCGUGAUUUUGUCCCUCUGAUUUGCAUGCUUUGCUUUGGCAGGCCCUUGUCAUCUCUGGGAAGAACUCCACGGCAGAGCCCCGCCUCAACUUGGUGAUGCUCGAUCGAUUGAUCACAUUGGGUUACACUAAAAACAAGUCUUAUUGCAAAUUUGGCAAAGCUAUAAAGUACAAAACCUUGCACAUUUUUCGACACCAUUCCCAUUUAAAAUAAAGGACUCUCCCCUCUUUUCUUUUCUUCUUGUUUUUUUUUUUUGGUUCUUUCCUAGACUAGUCUAUCAGUUUAUGUACAACAUAUCCUCCUCAAAGUCGAAUGACCCGGAAACAGAGGAUGCAUUCGGAAGCUUCAGAAACGUUGGGAGGCUUGGCAAUCAGCAGCCCUCGCACAGGCAAG